Knipowitschia caucasica is the source of this 213-nucleotide messenger RNA. The record is from the annotation of a GenBank genome assembly. Lineage: Eukaryota; Metazoa; Chordata; Actinopteri; Gobiiformes; Gobiidae.
AUGAAGCGGCGAGCCUCCACUUAUCAAAUUAACUGCUGUGAAGCGGACGGCAGAGUGGUUAGCAGCAGUCUGAAUGAACGGGAUGUGGCUAAAGGUACGGCUCUCCUGUGCGAGGAGGAGGAGGAAGAGGAGGAGGAAGAGGAACUCUGGUUGGGGACAGAUAAGCUGGAGCUGACGUGCCCUGAGCCUGUCGUACUGUGGAGGAGGAGGUAG